Molecule: messenger RNA, 965 nt
Organism: Tricharina praecox
Lineage: Eukaryota; Fungi; Ascomycota; Pezizomycetes; Pezizales; Pyronemataceae
Exons: 4
Coding region: 213-884 (223 amino acids)
Source: RefSeq, a predicted model, not a curated record
GAUACAUACCGUACAUACGGUAUUUCCGCGCCAUCCGGAAGCUUCAAGCUGCAUACGAUGCGUGCGUACUGGCUCGCUCAUUGAUGAUUGGUAUAAUAUAAUCGGCGUCGAUAUUUCUGGCUCGAUGAUUACCUGGUGGGAUGGAUGAGGAGUGUGGGGUGUAGAGUGUGAACCUGGAUUCCCCCCCUCCCCCUACAGAAAAGGAUAGGAGGAUGCGGCGAUGCGGUGGUACAGCGGCGAUGCGGCGGCGGCGAGUGGCGACGAGAAAGCGAGUGAUACCGCAUGGCGCCGGAGUGCACAGGUAUCAAGGUAACCACGAGGCUCCAGCUGCAGGAAGCCGGGGCGAGGAGGUCCUGGUCCGAGUCUGGUACAGUCAAAUAUUCCUAUCCAGCGGAGCCUUGCCUUGCCUUGCUCUUGCAAUUUCGGGUGCGAAUGAUGGCGACGACGAAGAUGGUGAUGGAAUGUGGGCAGUGGGCUCGACAAUGGACAUUGACGUCCAUCAGCAUCUCACCCGCUGCCUGCAGCUUGCAGGCCCUGUGGACGAUUAUGAAGUAGGUACUACUGGCAGCUCUCGGGCUCCGGCGGAAUGUUGCCGCCAGCCAGCUUGCGGAGUCCUGGACACCUCAGGUCGGCUUGCGGGACGAUACCUGGAGUACAACAGGUACAUACUAGUGAGCUUGAUAGUGCGUUCCCCGCACUCUGCGAGUAUACCAACAGUUGAAGCAGCAUCAUCGGUCAUUUUAAGCGGCAUAAUCCCUCGAGCCCCGAUUUUGUCAGUCGUUUCGUGUGCCGUCGAGCAUGGAGAGUACCUUAGGUACCUACUUCAUGUUCCACAUUCAUGGGCGGGAGGGCGGCAUGCUCGACUCUCGAGAGCUCAACCCUAACCACCACCCAACGCAACAGCUAGAGCUGCAGCUGGAGCGUCUCCCUGCCUAACACAUCACCACCACCACCACCCCAUUCGA